Tripterygium wilfordii is the source of this 2274-nucleotide messenger RNA. Its product is annotated as protein trichome birefringence-like 10. The record is from RefSeq and is a predicted model, not a curated record. Gene Ontology annotation, molecular function: O-acetyltransferase activity. The transcript has 4 exons. Lineage: Eukaryota; Viridiplantae; Streptophyta; Magnoliopsida; Celastrales; Celastraceae. Bases 534 to 1898 code for a protein of 454 amino acids. Gene Ontology annotation, cellular component: Golgi apparatus.
CCAUGUCUCAAACCCACGAUUUCUCCUAAGCCCCUCUCUCGCCCCCACCUCACUGCCUCUCCCGGACACUACACAACACGCAGUAACGCCAUUUCUGAGGGUUCUUGGAUUUAAAAAAAACUGAAUCAUCUUUACCAUUAGUAUACCCACAUGUGUAUUAUCAGUUUUUUAUAUUCCAAAACCAUUCUUUCUCUCUGUCUCUCUCUCAAAGGAACUGAAAACAGGGAAGAAAAGGAGUAUAUUAUCGUGCCAUGAAUGAAUGCUCCUUUGCUUCCUUGACACCCAUAUUUCUCUUCCUUUCUUUAACCUUUUUCAUUCAUUGCAUAACGAACCUGACCCAUCAAGCAAAGAAGCAGAUAUGACUAUUUUUCCUUCUCAUCUCCCAUUAAUGGAUUCUCUCUUGCUUGGACAGUAAAACAUCUUUUCCCCUUUCUUUCUGUACUCGAAAACCUUCUCUGUUUUGUCUCUCUGUAAUUGAUCGUCACUACCGGGGAUUAAGCCAUACUCUGUCUGAUACAACAAUCUGUGGUCAAAUGUUCAAGAACCCAUCACAGACAGACCAUGAAACUAUGCAAGUUCUUGAUUUUUUCAGGAAAUUCAAGCGAUUGAAGCAUUUUGAACCGUCUUUGGGAAUUAUUGGAUUCGUCUUUAUCAGUGUUUGUGUGAUUUGCGGCUUCUUUUUUUUGGAUUACAGGUCUGUGGCCAAAGGGUAUCGGGUUCCAGGUCAAUCUGAGAGGUUUAUGGGGUUAAAGUUCAAUGGGUCAGGCCAAAAUUACGAAAGGGUGGAUUUUUUGGGGGAGAAGGGAGAUGGGUGUGACUUGUUUGAUGGGGAUUGGGUUUGGGAUGAGAAGUAUCCGUUGUAUCAGUCCAAAGACUGCAGAUUUUUGGAUGAAGGGUUUAAGUGCACUGAAAAUGGAAGGCCUGAUUUGUUCUACACCAAGUGGAGAUGGCAACCCAAGCAUUGCAAUUUGCCCAGAUUUGAUCCAAAAAUAAUGUUGGAGAAACUGAGGAACAAAAGGCUAGUUUUUGUUGGGGAUUCAAUUGGAAGAAACCAAUGGGAGUCCCUACUAUGCAUGCUCUCUUCAGCAGUUGAUAAGGAUUCAAUAUAUGAAGUGAAUGGCAGCCCAAUCACAAAGCAUAGGGGGUUCUUAGUGUUCCUGUUCAAGGAUUUUAAUUGCACUGUGGAGUACUACAGGGCCCCAUUUCUUGUGCUGCAGAGCCGGCCACCUGCUGGGGCUCCAGAAAAAAUUAAAACAACCCUGAAACUGGAUCAAAUGGAUUGGAACUCUGUUAAGUGGAGAGAUGCCGAUGUACUGGUUUUCAAUACAGGACAUUGGUGGAACUAUGAGAAAACCAUAAGAGGGGGUUGUUACUUUCAAGAAGGCGAUAAAGUUAGGCUGAAAAUGAAGGUGGAAGAUGCAUACAGAAGAUCCAUGGAGACCGUACUGAACUGGACGCAAAAUGAAGUGAACAUGAGCAACACUCGGAUAUUCUUCCGUACAUUUGCCCCUGUACAUUUCAGAGGUGGAGAUUGGAAGACCGGGGGAAGCUGUCACAUGGAAACAUUGCCGGGGCUGGGGUCGUCACUUGUUGCACCCGACACUUGGGCCCAGUUCAAAAUAGUCUCCGACGUGUUAUCCGCUCACUCUAAUCAAUCAGAGCGAAAAACUUUUGAUGUAUUGAAUGUUACACAAAUGACUGCGAGAAGGAAAGACGGUCAUUCAUCACUAUACUAUAUGAGUCCUAAAGAGGGUCCUGCAUCCCUGCGACGACAAGACUGCAGCCAUUGGUGUCUACCUGGAGUCCCCGACUCAUGGAAUGAGCUUUUCUACGCACUCUAUCUCAAGCGUCAGGCUAACCAGACGCUGAACUCAUCAAGACACACAUCACAGGUUUGAUACGAAAGGUUCUUAUCUAGUGCAAAAGGAGACAAAACUGGUGCUAACUGGACUGGAUUUAUAGUUUCCUGGCAAGAAUGGAAAGAGUUGUUCAUAGGGUGAAAUGCAGGUCCAAGAUACUGUUAUGUUCAUCAAGAGAUCACGCCAGAAGGGACGGCUUUUCGACCGGAUAAAAAGGGUUUUUUUGGCUAGAGGAGCCUGAUUUGUGAAGCUGCUAAAGCAGAAUUUUUGGGAAUAUAAUUGGUACUGGGUAUAUAUAAAUAUCUGCACAUGAUUAUUUUAGGUGGCACAGUUGGUUGGGAAUUUUGUAAUUACCAGAAUUUUUUGUUUUGUCAAUUUUGCAUGAAUAUGCAAAGCUUAAUUUUGAAUAUCUGAA